AUAUAUUUGUCAGCUACUUUGAGUGCAAUCUCUUUGUUUGUUCUGUCAGAUUGUCGCGACAGGCAUCUCAAAUAGUUGUCCAUUUCCGAAAUUUGUCUUGUCAAUGUAGAGAGUCAAUUUGCCUAGGGCGAUACAUGGAACGUUAUGGUUGAUCUUCGUAUACUCUACUCGGCUACGACUAACGAGACUGAGCCGCUGUUUAAUAAGCAUUGCUAGUGGAACGCGGGGCCCCUUUCUAACAGAAUAUUUUGGCUCGAGUGCAUCCGGAGAUGUUAAUAAUAACAGUCCAUAUUAUUCUGAUGUUGAGUGCCUGGAAUGUCGUGAAAGGCCUCACACCGACUUUGCAAUGCGCUGCAAUAAAUCGCCUCCACACCAAUCAAAGCUCUUUUGCUAGUGGAACAGAGCAGUACACGGCAUUCACUGGAAUGGAGCCAAUUUCGCGAACAGAUCUACUUACUGGUGGUGAUUAUGAGGUGAUUUUCGAUUACCCAGCGCAUUGUCAUCUGCAAGUCAACGAGGUCCAACUCCAUUCCGAGGGUACCUGUAAUUUCGAGCUGCACACUAGGGAAUGGGAUGGUUCCGAAUCGAAAUGGAUACAAUGGAGCCCAGUCUCCUAUUCUUACCAGCAGCAACCCCAUCCAGUUGAGAGUAAUGUGAGGAUAAAUGUGUUUACAAUCGCGGUCACGAUCCAGCAAAGCCAGUUCAACCUUCGCUUUCGUACUAGUGGCUUCUCCUGCAAAGUGCCGCUCUGUGCAGACAAUGAACCAUAUAUAUCCGUGGUUUAUGAAGAUGUUGAUGAAUGUAAGGCAAAGGCAUUCUGCGAUCCUGGUAACAGAGGUAACUGUACGAAUACAUUCGGAAAACACCAAUGCUCUUGUCUUCCGGGAUAUAACGGAAUAACGUGUGCAGAUAUCGAUGAGUGUACACUGGACAAAGGUAUCUGCAAGAAUGGCGUUAACAUCCAAUGCAAUAAUACCCCGGGAUCAUAUCAAUGUGUCUGCAAGCCUGGCUUUGCAGGGACACCUUGCGCAGAUGUCAAUGAGUGUGCACAAGAUCAGGGUAUUUGCAGCAAUUAUCCCAAUAGCAACGGUCAAUGCAACAAUAUGCCUGGAUCAUAUCAGUGCUCUUGCAAGCCUGGAUAUUCAGGAACACCUUGCACAGAUAUCAAUGAAUGUAAGAAGGACUACUGCAGGAGUGUGGACAACAGCCACUGUCACAACACUAAUGGAUCAUAUCAAUGUGUCUGCCUCGACGGCUACUCUGGUGCACAAUGCGAAGAUAUCAACGAAUGUGAUGCAAGCCCGGGAGUGUGUAACGCCAUCAUACACAGCAACUGUAAUAACACCAAUGGAUCGUACCAAUGCAUAUGCAGGCAAGGAUACACGGGGAAAUUUUGCCAAGAUAUUGAUGAAUGCAGUCAAGACGGGGCGCACAACUGCACCGCGAGAGUGAAUGGCGGGAAUCGUAUUUGUGAGAACACCAACGGUUCAUACCGGUGUCCGUGUGCAUCUACUGGAAACAGAAGCCUCGAUGAGCACUGUGCAGGACGGAAGCUGGCCAGUAGCAAAAUUUCAAUAAAAUUCACCCUAUCAGUGGGUCUGCUCGUUUCCGGCCUGUUGCUGGCCACUCUGAUUAUGGCGGUAGUGGUGAGAAAGCGACAGACAGGAAGCAAGGAUAUACCUCGUAUGCCAGUUAAUGACUCAGAAGGCACGGGAAUGCGUGAGGACCAAAAUCAUCAACCACCUACUACGCCAAGCCAGGGGAAUGACGUUAAGAGUGAGGAUCAACGUGGCACUGGAGAGAGUGAACAAGGACCAGUUGGUUCCUGUACUAGCCCAGCACUGCUGUACUCCCCUGUCACGAAACAUCACCCACUCACUAUGCUACUCCACGGAAGCCAUGUUUACAGUGAGGGUCAACCUGGGGCCGGAGUGCAUGAGCAAGUACCUCCAGUGCUCGGUAGUAGCCAAGCACUGCGGUACUCCCCCGUCACGAAACAUCACCCACUCACUAUGCCACUCCACGAAAGCCAUGUUUACAGUGAGGAUCAACCUGGGGCCGGAGUGCAUGAGCAAGUACCUCCAGUGCUCUGUAGUAGCCAAGCAAUGCGAUAUUCUCCUGUCGUGAAAAAUCAACUGCCCACCAUGCCACUCCAAGCAAGCGAUGUUUGCAGUGAAGAUCAACCUGGGGCCGGAGAGUAUAAACAAAUACCACCAGCGUGCUGCUUUAGCCAAGGACUGCUAUACUCCCCUGUCACAAAAGAUCGAAAAGCUAUUGAGAGUAAUGAAGAAAGUGAGGGAGCGAUCAACAGUAACAUUCGAGCAAACAACAAUGAGGAAAUAUAUGUACUGGCGACCGCACCGAUUCCUGAACUGCAAGUUCAUGCAGCAGCACCUUGUGUAUCACAUUCCAUAGCCACAUCAACAGGGCAGAAUAAUUUGUUGUCCAUCGAUACAUCGCCAUCAAGGGUCUCAUUGAACUCUGAAGGAAAGUCUCGUGUAUUGGCCACGGAGAUUGAUUCCGUUUACACCAUGAUCAUGAAGGGCUGUGACCCAAACUGAGUGUGCUCUUUUUGCCCGCAUUCUUCCUACACGUGAGCAAGAUAAUUUCCAAAGUCCCAUUACCGCGCGAGUUAAAUAGCGUUGCCGCACCUUAUUCCUCAAGUAGUUCAACUCCAAUACUGGGCAAAUGUCAUACGGUUUCAAAUUGUCCUUUUUACGAUUGAAUGAUAAAAAUGUUGAUUCACGUAGCAUCGUAAUGGUUUCUGCAUUCAGUAUUGUACCUCUACUGAUGAGCGGAGGGUGAUAAUGUGAAAUUUUAGAAUACCUUCGUAAUAGUUAUUGUUAAAACGAUUACGAUCCCACUAGUUUAAACAUGUGUGUAGUCUUCUAUACCAAUACACCACACCACCACGUCAUUGUCUUCUAUUCCAAUACACCACACCACCACAUACUGCUUCAAGUAUCCUUUUUAUUAUUUCUCGCUUCAUUGAAUUAUGUUGUAUUAUUGUGUUCUAUUCGCCCCAAAAAGAGGCUUUAUAGUACUUCUUGCAUUUCUUACUCACUCAUUCCAAUGAUGAAUUAUAACUUUCACC
This is a messenger RNA of Sycon ciliatum, 3094 nucleotides long. RefSeq names its product protein eyes shut-like. Bases 270 to 2561 code for a protein of 763 amino acids. Gene Ontology annotation, molecular function: calcium ion binding. The transcript has 8 exons. The record is from RefSeq and is a predicted model, not a curated record. NCBI's taxonomy places the organism in Eukaryota, Metazoa, Porifera, Calcarea, Leucosolenida, Sycettidae.